AUGACGCCGCCACCAGACAAAUCUGCGGGCAGGGCUAACGGUGUGUUGCCCAUCUCCGUAACUCAGCAACCGGCAGAUAAAAAUGCCAAAGCAUCCCGAGCCAAGCCCAAGGCCGCCGCGGACGGCAUCAAGAUGAGUGUUCGCUACCUGCCUCCCGGCAUGAAAGAGUCUGAAUUCACCGCCAUCCUGGGUGAUCAGUGGAAGGUCGGAAAUGGCAAGGUAGACUGGUUUUUCUAUGAGCCUGGAAAGCAAGCUAGAACCUCUGGAAAGCCAUCCCGUCCCAGCAUUGCCUACCUACACCUUCUGAAGCAGGACAAUGUCCCGCUUUUAGUCGACACCGUACGCAAUGCCACCUGGGAGGAUGCCGGCAAUACUUACAACGACCCGGCUUUGAUCUUCCCGCCCUUUGUGGAGAGAUGCGCUUUCCAAAGGAUCCCACCCGCUAAGGAAAGAGUUGACCCUAGGCAGGGGACUAUCGACUUGGACCCUGAUUUCAUGGCUUUCCUUGAGGAGCUAGCAAAUCCCAAACCUGCUCCGGCGGAGCCGUCCGAACAGGAUGCAAACACGCCAGCCGCGACAACAGUCACACCUCUCAUUGAGUUCCUCAAGGCGAAGAAGGCCAAUAAAGAUAAGGAAUCGUCGUCCUCAAAGGGAGGAAAGCAUUCUCGACAGGACACUAAGACCGCUUCGAAAUCUAAGAGUGAUGAGUCUAAGAAGGGAAAGGAAAAGAGUGAAAAGGGAGAAAAGCCCAAGGAGGAAAUCAAGAUUCUUUUGAAGAAAUCGACUGCCGACUCCGCCAAGGACGCGAAGAGCACCUCUGGGAAGAAGACAUCAGCUUCUGCAACAGCCUCAAGCUCGUCUCAGCCAGCAGCAGCAGCAGCUUCACCUUCCUCUGGGGACGCGGCACCUAAAAGCCGCCGUGCUGGUAUUGCAGCUGCGGCUCGAAUCCUUCAAAGGGACCUAGGAUUGAGCCCAGGAACUGCCCAUAGGCGAGCACGUCUCGAUGCUGCGAAGGCUGAGGCGGAAGCGAAGACCGCUAGUUCCCCCCAACCCGCCACGUCCACUCCCGCUACUGGUUCCAAGAACUCAUCCAAUGCCGCAACGCAACCGGCCACUCCGACCACCCCCGCCGCCAACAGCCAGCCUUCUGCUGGAUCUGGUAGCAAGUCUCAGUCAUCUGGUCGCUCCCGCGGACGGGGAUCGAAGAAUGCGGAUCAGAAAGGCAAAGGCGCAGAGAACACCGCUAACGGCUCGGGCCCAACCGCAGCGAAUCCGCCGAUUCUGCUGAAGAAACGACAAGACCAAACCUCUGCCACCGCACAGCCCUCAUCCUCCGCUGCCCAAACACCUGCGCCCCAGAAGCAGACACCUGGAGAGUCGUCCAAGGCAAAUGCUGAGAAGAACAAGGGCGGCAGUCAGAAGAAGGCCGGUGCCAUUACUCCCGGCGCUACGCGUGGCUUUGUGAAGCACGCGAACCCCUCGCAGGGAGUUACUGAAGCGCUUUUGAAGCAGGCUCUUGGUGCAUUUGGUGCUGUCACGUUCGUGGAAAUUGACAAGCGGAAGGGCUUUGCCUAUGUCGACUUCGCCGAGCACGACGGCCUUGUCAAGGCUAUUGCCGCCAGUCCCGUUUCUGUCGCGCAAGCUACCGUCCAGGUUCUGGAGCGAAAGGAGAAGAAGCCUGCCCAGGCAGCGGCUGCUUCUUCCACCGCAACCGGUUCGGGAACGGCAUCUACAUCGGGCGCGGCAGAGAAGGAGAAGUCCGGACACCGCAGCCGGCGAAGCAGGAGGGGGGGUGGUGGUGGUGGUGGUGGUGGUAGUGGCGGCGGUGAUAAGGCCGCUGCAAAUGCUUCCACCGCUGCCGCAUCAGGCCAGGCGGCCUCGUCCGGAUCGAAAGGUGGCACAGGUUAA
Scedosporium apiospermum is the source of this 1908-nucleotide messenger RNA. RefSeq lists its product as uncharacterized. Lineage: Eukaryota; Fungi; Ascomycota; Sordariomycetes; Microascales; Microascaceae. Gene Ontology annotation, biological process: nuclear-transcribed mRNA catabolic process, nonsense-mediated decay; positive regulation of translation. Gene Ontology annotation, cellular component: nucleolus; cytoplasm. Gene Ontology annotation, molecular function: mRNA binding. Bases 1 to 1908 code for a protein of 635 amino acids. The record is from RefSeq and is a predicted model, not a curated record. The transcript is spliced from 2 exons.